This is a messenger RNA of Prosopis cineraria, 1007 nucleotides long. RefSeq names its product LOB domain-containing protein 19-like. Gene Ontology annotation, cellular component: nucleus. The transcript is spliced from 6 exons. Lineage: Eukaryota; Viridiplantae; Streptophyta; Magnoliopsida; Fabales; Fabaceae. The record is from RefSeq and is a predicted model, not a curated record. Gene Ontology annotation, biological process: hormone-mediated signaling pathway; positive regulation of DNA-templated transcription. The coding region runs from base 111 to 1007 and encodes 298 amino acids.
AAAAGCUUGCUUGAUCCACAGUGCAAGGAAAAGAUCAAAAAGGCCAAUCACCAACCUCUUCUUGAUCUCUAGCUUGCAGAGGACACAGAGAGAGAGAGAGAGAGAGAGAGAUGGAUUGUGGGUCGUCUUCUAGCAGCAAGAAUAAUAACAUGAAUGGUCAGAGAGGACCUUGUGGGGCGUGCAAAUUCCUCCGGCGAAAGUGCGUCAAGGGCUGCGUAUUUGCACCGUUCUUCGACUCCGAUCAAGGCACGGCUCACUUCGCGGCGGUUCACAGGGUGUUCGGAGCCAGCAACGCCGCCAAGCUGCUCCUACGAAUCCCUCCUCACCACCGCCUCGAUGCCGUCCUCACUCUCUCCUACGAGGCUCUCUCUAGGGCUCGAGAUCCCGUCUAUGGCUGCGUCGCCCACAUCUUCGCCCUUCAGCAACAGGUAAUAAACUUACAGGCAGAGUUAGCUUACGUGCAAGCUCGUCUCUCAACGUUGCAACGUCUCCCAAUGGUUGCGACUCUUCCUCAACACCAAACCUCUUCAUCUUCUAACAAUGACUUUCCCUUUGAUCCAACUAAUUCACUUCAGUACUCAACUUUUUUCAACCCUUGUGAUCUUCAUCAUGAUGCUGAUCUUCAAGCUUUGGCAAGAGAUUUUGUAUCAAGAAUGAAAAGAGAAGAAAAUCUAAAUGGGACUUUUCUUAGCAAGAGAAAGAGAAAGAAGUUUUUUCUCCCUUUUCCUUUUCCCUUUUCCCUUUUUUCAUCACUCAAUUCAAGCAGCUUUGGAAAAACCAACCGGCCAACGGAUUUUUCACCUCUUGGAAUUUUUUCUGGAAGCAGUGAAAAGAAAUCUAAGUACUGGUGUACUGCUGAGAAGAAGCUUGCUGAAUUGAAGAUGGAGGAGUGGGUAGCUACAAGGUUGAUGUCUGGAAAAGCUUUUAUUAUUAUUAGUUUUUAUGUUUCUGAGAAGCGUUUGGUAGUAUCUGAUGCGUUUUGUUUGCGUGAGGAGCAGAAGAUUUGA